AGGCUCGGGUGCUGUGGGCCAGUUGCAGUCUAGGGACUUGUGCACAACGCGGUGGGCUUGCUGUCUGACCUGGGACACCUUUCUACUCGGUUGGUUUCAAGAAUAAGAGUUACUGUCUUGGCCAGACCUGAAUCUAAAUUGUGAGCCCCUGAUUCUACACUGGGGGCCUGAUGCCCCCCCCAAUCUCUGCAUUGGCAGAGGGGAGUGGUCUGCCACUGCCCUGGCCCCCCACCCCGGUCCUCAGGCAGUGCUCUGGACAUCCCCACCGUGUCCUUGCCUUUCCUGUGGAGACUGACGGUGGGAACCCUGUCGCUGCAACCCUCUGCAGUGUGACAAGAGGGCAGGACAGGGACUUUGAAACAUGUCGGGGAUCGCCCUUCAGCAGACUGGCCCAGGAGAGGAAAGCCUGGAGAAAGGACCACCCGUUUGGCUUUGUGGCUGUCCCAACAAAACCCGAUGGCACGAUGAACCUCAUGAACUGGGAGUGCGCCAUUCCGGGAAGAAAGGGGACCCCGUGGGAAGGAGGCUUGUUUAAACUGCGGAUGCUUUUCAAGGACGACUACCCAUCCUCACCCCCAAAAUGCAAAUUUGAACCACCGCUGUUUCACCCAAACGUGUACCCUUCGGGCACAGUGUGCCUGUCCAUCCUCGAGGAGGACAAGGACUGGAGGCCGGCCAUCACGAUCAAGCAGAUCUUGUUAGGAAUACAGGAACUUCUAAAUGAACCAAAUAUCCAGGACCCAGCUCAAGCAGAGGCCUACACGAUUUACUGCCAAAACAGAGUGGAGUAUGAGAAGAGGGUUCGAGCACAGGCCAAGAAGUUUGCACCUUCAUAAGCGGCGACCGCGUGGCAGCGUAAGAAGGAAGGGAUUGGUCUGGCAAGAACUUGUUUACAACAUUUUUGCAAACCUAACGUUGCUCUGUACAAUUACUAGUCGCCUGGGGAGGGUUGGGCGGGCGCCACUUUCCAUUUCCGCCACCGGUACACAGUCCUCGACUCGCUGAAUUGCCCGGUUUUUCAUACAGGGUCUCUUCCUUCAGUCUUUUGUAUUUUUGAUUGUUAUGUAAAACUUGCUUUUAUUUUAAUAUUGAUGUCAGUAUUUCAACUGCUGUAAAAUUAUAAACUUUUAUACUUCGAUGAGCCCCGAGGAGCUAGUUUCCUAGUUUCCUUUGCUCGCGGAUGCAGGCAUGCUUCCCACAGUGUAGAGCUACGCCCGGCCUCAGCUGGCCUCCCUCCCGCCUCGGUCUCCGCGCACCCUGGGUUGUGUUGCUUACGAGCCUCAGAUCCAAAGUCAGCCGGCGUCUCGUUCCCGCAUCACUUCCUUUGUGUCUAUAUGGCGUUUUGUCUGUGUUGCUGUUUAGAGUAAAUAAACUGUUUAUAUAAAGGUU
Messenger RNA from Felis catus (domestic cat), 1389 nucleotides. It is a transcript of the gene UBE2I, whose product is annotated as ubiquitin conjugating enzyme E2 I. The record is from RefSeq and is a predicted model, not a curated record. NCBI's taxonomy places the organism in Eukaryota, Metazoa, Chordata, Mammalia, Carnivora, Felidae. Gene Ontology annotation, molecular function: SUMO conjugating enzyme activity. Gene Ontology annotation, cellular component: nucleus. Gene Ontology annotation, biological process: protein sumoylation.